GAAACAAGUUGCUAAUAAAUUGGUUGGAAUGAAUUCCUUUGAAUCUUGAAUGGGAUUUGUCCCUGAGGAGAAACCAUCAUAUUAUAUUCCUUUGCUUCAUGUAUACCGGAAAUACAUGAUGUAUUUAUAUCCCUGAUGGCGUUUGGCCCGCAGUGCUGACUGAUAGACAGGAAGUUGUGCUGCGUGAUGUGCCCUUGAAACCCUGCUUUUGUGACGUUUAUCGUUACUUCGUUCAGCCUCCAGCCUCCAGGACAUAUUGGGUUAACGGCGCCAUGGGGUUUCUACUGUCUAAAUCCAUGGACGCAAACUUUAAAAAGCAGCAAGAAUUCAUGCUCCACAAUUCACGGCUGCAGAUGGAGCGUCAGAUGCUGAUGCAGAACCAGAUGAGAGAGAGACAGAUGGCUAUGCAGGUUGCCUGGUCCAGAGAAUUUGUCAAAUACUUUGGGACGUUCUACACGGUGACGACAGCUGGUCUCACCUUGGGUGCCCUUAAAAUAAAGAAACCGAUCCUAUUGGCUCCCAUCGUCCCUCUCAGCUUUAUAUUGGCCUACCAGAUGGACAGCGCCUAUGGGACACUUAUUUAUCGCAUGAGAGGGGAGGCUGAGAGUAUUAUGACUUCUGAACAUGACCGCCUGGACCUUCCUCAUGGGACUCCAAAUUUUGAUAGCAUAGAAAAAGCCCGUCGCGCUAGAAGCAGCCUCGCCUCCUUUUUAGAGAAAUGAGAAGUUGGUUAUUUGUGACAAUCAUUACCGUCCAGCCGAUGCAUUCACCCUUUCUGCUUUUGCGUCUGCCCAUUUGACAUUAUUGAGUCUAUGUUUUGCACUAAUUCUUUAUCAUGGACUUUGGGUCAAAUGAGUCUCAAUAUUAAUGAAUAUAAAAAUGAUCAUUUUUGUGGUGGUUGUUGUAAGAGGUGCACAAGUAGCCAAAAACAUAUACUUAGGCCAAACAGAAUACUUGUUAGUUAGUAUUCAAAUACAUCCUUAACAUGAAUAUUUGCAUCAAUUACAUUGAACCAUUUUAACAUAAUUCACUCGAGAUUAUUGGAUACUGAUACAAAAUUGAGCUGUGUCCCAAAUCCAGACUAUAUACAAAUUCUAUUCAGUAUAUACUAAAGACUAAUCUACUUGUUAAUAUACAAAAAUAUUAACUUGCAUAUUAUACUAAUACGGACAGUAUGUGUGAUAUUGGAUGUCAAUCAAACCGCAACUUCAGAAGCUUACUUCCAUUUAAACUUCACAAAGAGACAUCAAAUGUUGAGGAUAAAGGCCUUUAUACACAAAGUAAGGUAACCAAAUGACACACAAAUGCAAAAUACUCUCCUCCGAAUAUUUAGCAUCAAAGCUAUUAAUACUGGCAGCAAUGUAUAUUUGUGACAGUUGCAACACUUGGAGGUUUAUAUAGAUUUGCAUAGGCAGAGGACCAACUUUUUGUAUCCUAUUGACCCAGAGCAGCGUCUGAGAAGUCCAGCUCAGUUUGCCGUUGAACAAAAAGUUAAAUGAACGGCUUUUAUUGUGAAAGGUACGAUCGGGAUCUCUGCCUUUUUUUUUUUUUUUUUUUAAAUUAAGGUUGAAAGGAAUAAAGACGUUUUUCUGGCUUGGCUUGGACAACAGAGCCUCCGUGUUGGACACUAUAGUGUUUGCAUUGCAUACAGUAGGUCCGUUCCGCACAAUGUCAUUGGUUGAUGCCUUUAUUUGCUAUAUCGAAAGCAAAAUAAAAUCAUACUACUUUCUGGAAUUUGUACACUUUUGUACCGUGUAAUAUCUGUAACGUACUCCUAACAUAAACAGCCGUUCAAAAGAAUAUAUAUUGGCAUGUGAAUUUAUCGUCAGAAAAAUACAGUGUGUACAUUUCUUUUUUUAUUAAAGGAUUUGAUUUUUAA
Molecule: messenger RNA, 1879 nt
Organism: Cyclopterus lumpus (lumpfish)
Lineage: Eukaryota; Metazoa; Chordata; Actinopteri; Perciformes; Cyclopteridae
Gene: plgrkt
Product: plasminogen receptor, C-terminal lysine transmembrane protein
Exons: 6
Coding region: 273-722 (149 amino acids)
Biological process (GO): positive regulation of plasminogen activation
Cellular component (GO): plasma membrane
Source: RefSeq, a predicted model, not a curated record